AUGAUGCCUGGGUGCUUGCUGAGAACAGAUGACUCGCAGUUGGACCGCUGGGAUGGAAUGACGGCAACCAGCCAACCGGCUCGCCCGGCUACCUCGGAGCAAUCGGGCCUGGCAGCGCCUGGCACGGGCAAGUUGGACUACUUAGGUUGGACUGUGAGCUCUAUCGAGAUCGAAGAGCGACACGCCCGAUCGGAGAGGAGGCUGCACCGCGUCAUUGUGGCAACAUCCGCGGCAUGGUACAUUGUAUUGCACGGAGCAACGCCAAUAAGAAUAAACAAAAUAUAG
Messenger RNA from Microbotryum saponariae, 285 nucleotides. The record is from the annotation of a GenBank genome assembly. Lineage: Eukaryota; Fungi; Basidiomycota; Microbotryomycetes; Microbotryales; Microbotryaceae.